AUGCACAACGGGCGCUUCGUCGCGACCGGCCUGGUCCUGGCCGCCGCCGCCGCCGCUGCAGCGGUGACAAGUCGCUCAACAAAUGCCUGCGCCGAGGUCAGCGACUCGUGGAGACAACACAUCGACUCCCGUCGAGAGGGCCCGCCGACGUCGGACACGGCCUACAAGGCAGAUCCGCCUCCCGGCUACCCGUUCCCUGCCUACGAUGUUUUCGCCAACCUCGCCGAGGUGAGACGGAAGCUGGUGGCGAAAGAAUACGGCGGCGAAUACGCCUUCCAGGUGGACUUGCUGGAGACCGUCUUCGAGCCCGGCCACGACAGUCACUUCCAGUUCAUGCCAGACCUUCUGGCCAAGGCCGUGACGUGGAUCCGCAUAGGCAGCAUAGUGUCCGUCAGCGAGGACGGAACCUCGCCGCCCGUCAUCAAGCGUCACUCCCACGUCGAAAAGUCCCCGGAUACGGCACCGAUCAUCACCGCCAUCAACGGUAUCGAUGCCGCCAGCUUCAUCGAGUCGAUAGCCGCGAACGGCACCGAGUGGACUGAUGUCGAUGCCGGCUACAACUCCAUGUUUUUCCAGCGGUCCACGCACAGCAAAUUCGGGGUGAUGGGAAACUUCGCUUAUGCCUUCAAUAACAUAGGCGUCAAGUACCCAGGCCCGAUGACCAGGUUUACCUAUGAGGGUUAUCAAGAGUCAGAGAGGGUGGCCAACAUGGCCGUUCUCAACGAAAACUGGAGGUAUCUUAGGGAUGGAGUUGCUGUUUACGACAUGUUCUGCAGUCAAAAAUACAACCCGAGGGACAUACCGCAAAAGCAUCCUUACAUCUACACAUUCCCGUCUUUGCCUGCAGCCAAUGACAGUAAAUUUCCCGAAUAUCCCGUGCCUGAAAUGGCCACCUCGGAUCUCAUUGUUUCCGGCUAUUACCUUAAAGGCGAUGGUCUCGAGGAUGUUGCCGUUCUUUCCCUGACCACCUUCAACAGCAACAAGCCUACCGAGUUUCAGUCCGUAUGCCGCGAUUUCUUGGAAAAGGCCGCCAAGGAUGGAAAGACUAAGCUAGUUAUCGAUGUACAGUCGAAUAUAGGCGGUCUCUCCUUGCAAGCCAUCGACCUGUUGCACCAAGUGGCACCCGAUGUGGAAGAGGACUACUACUUUCGCAACAAGAUCAGCGAGGAGGCCCUCGCUCUAGCAAGCAGCACGGAGGAGCGGAUUGCCGAUGUUGACCCUUUGACGACAAAGGACACGUAUGCGGCCUGGGAUUGGAGUCUGUGGUAUACCAACUAUCGAUUUGGCGUCAACACGGAGAAUGGAAAGUUUGAGAAAUUCGACGAUAAAUUCUCGCCUCAUCUCUUCAAGGGAACCAACUACACGUCCCUCUAUCGCUGGGAUCUCAACGAGCCGCUGGUUACGACGAACAAGAAAUAUGGCAUUGGCAUGGAAAUCACUGGCCACGGACAGCUGGCCACCGCAGGCGUGCUGCGCUUUCACCCCGAGAAUAUUGUUAUAAUCCACGAUGGAGUCUGCAACUCUGCAUGUGCCUUUUUCUCGGAGCAGCUCAGCGCCCAUGGCGUCAAGACGAUUGCCAUGGGGGGACGUCCCAAGCCAAGUCCGAUGCAGGGAGCUGGUGGAAGUAAGGGCGGCCUUCUGAUACCCUUCCGGUCGCUCUACGAGGCCGUGCAACGGGCAAAAGACUCGACGGCAGAUCCCGAAAGAAGCAGCGUCCUUGAAAGGUUUAGCGACGCACCUAUACGUCGAUCCGCGUACGCAACGGUAAACUCGGCAGACUGGAUCCAGGAGAAGCAUAUCAAGGACGGGAUGCCAACGCAGUUCGUAACCAGCAACGCAGACUGCCGCCUUUACUGGACUAUGCCUAUGAUGUUGGAAGGGUCCGAGGUUUGGAAGGCGGCGGCGAAUGCUGCGUUUAACGGGGCCAAGUGCGCCUACGGAGGCAUAAAGAAUCACCCGACCAAAAAUCGCUGCAACGAGAUUAAGAAUCUCGAGCUUGGCAUCAAACUAUCGAAUGACCCGAACUCAGGAACUGAAGAUGAAAUCGGUGUGGAUAUAGAGGGUCCUAACAACGGCCAUGCCGUUGUUUCCAUUGCUCGAAGCCCUGAGCCGGGAUUCAACACAUGGGUAAAGGUUGGCUUUGGUUCCGAAACGAUGAACAUUCGCGAUAUUCGAAAACUUCACCUUACCGCCACUGGAAUUUUAUGGGGGAAGAACGAUGAUACGAGCAACGAAUUCACGGUCCAAGAUAUUCAACUGCGUGCGCAAUGUGCUGACGGGAACUUUAACGUUACCAACGACAAGUUGGUUAACGUAAAUCGGCGGUAUGGACAUCCUGGUGGAGUCCUUAUUGAACCCUUGAUUACCAGGACUGUGGCAACCUUCAAGGUUGCCGUCAAGGACUGGCAGAUUUCCGAUGAUUCGUCGAAAUAA
Messenger RNA from Drechmeria coniospora, 2433 nucleotides. RefSeq lists its product as uncharacterized. The record is from RefSeq and is a predicted model, not a curated record. Bases 1 to 2433 code for a protein of 810 amino acids. The transcript has 4 exons. Gene Ontology annotation, biological process: proteolysis. Lineage: Eukaryota; Fungi; Ascomycota; Sordariomycetes; Hypocreales; Ophiocordycipitaceae. Gene Ontology annotation, molecular function: serine-type peptidase activity.